UCUUUACAUUGGGUUACUUUUUUGAUAACCAGUCAAAAAUUUGUUUAUUCUUGUUCAGCGCCUGGAUAUUUAUCAAAGAGAACUUUUCUCUGUUAAGUAGAAAUCGAAGCAGUAAGCAAUGAGCCUUUCACUGAGAGCCGAGUUUGCUUUAGAUAAAAAUAAAAAGAAAAGGAAACGAGAACUGGCUGAUGAACAGAAGCAGGAAAUUCGCGAGGCCUUUGAUCUCUUCGAUACUGAUAAAGAUAGAGCCAUUGACUAUCAUGAGCUUAAGGUUGCAAUGAGGGCUCUGGGAUUUGAUGUUAAGAAAACAGAUGUUCUAAAAGUUCUCCGAGAUUAUGAUAGAGAAGGAACUGGCAAGAUUACCUUUGAGGACUUCAAUGAAGUCAUGACAGAUAUGAUGUUGGAAAGAGAUCCUCAGGAUGAAAUUUUAAAAGCAUUUAAAUUAUUUGAUGAUGACAGUUCUGGAAAAAUAAAUUUACGAAAUCUCAGGAGGGUAGCAAGAGAACUUGGUGAAAACAUGACGGAUGAAGAACUAAGAGCCAUGAUAGAUGAAUUUGAUAGAGAUGGUGAUGGAGAAAUCAACGAAAAUGAAUUCUUAGCCAUUAUGACUGGAGACACGUAGGAAAAUAGGAGAUCUUUAGAUAGCAGAGACUUUAGGGACCACAGAUUAUAAUUGUGAUAUUAGGCCAAAAACAAUAAUUAUUUUAUAGUUUGUUUCUGACUUUCUUACCCAAAUAUAUUAAGGGUAUGCAUGGAAUUUUGAAAGAAAAAUGCAACAGUUGAUUAUAAUAAAAGUGAACAAAUAUGAGUGGAAAAAGUCAUGAUAAUUUGAGGUUAGAGGGAAAAAACCCAAACAAAACCUUGCUGUUGAUAAGCAAGUUUCAAAGCAUGAAUGCUUUUCAUGCUUAAAAACGUAUUUGUAAACAAGGUUUAAAAAUUAUACCAUCCAUUGUGCCAGUAUUAGGUCAUAUUGUCACUUAAGUGCAGUAACAGGUUACCUCCUAUUAAAUUAUGUUAAAAGUUAACCCAUUACUGCACUAAGUUGACUUUCCCAGAACACAUUAUCAUAAUUGUUACACUAUUUUAUCUUAUUGUUCAAGUUCAUGUAUUUUCAGCCUAUAUUUUUGUAAUACAUGUUUAAGAUACAUGAAUGAUAAUUACAUUUAAAUUGUUUACACCAAUUAUAUUUCUGAAAGCUAAAUAACCUCAAUUGAUUAUGAAAAUGGCUUUACUGUUUAUAUAUAGUGCCUGUCUGACCUCCAGUUUAAGAUUUACUAUGUUCAUCCUUGAGUAAGAUACUUUAAUCGACUAAAUUUGUCUGAUUUGAAUAAAAGAAUGAAUAAAUUAAGUAUUGAAAGCUGUGUUCUCUAUUAUAGGCCCAGUAAAGUUGGUAUUUUCUUUAAAAAAAAACACUCAUUUUUUAAUGGCACAAUAUAUUCAUAUUGUAAAGUUUUAAACAUAACAUAAUUAUCUACUUUUUGUGAAGUCUUUAUUUCAAUUUACAAAGAAACUGAAGUAAUUAUCAAUAUUUUCUAACAUCAAAUUUUAGCAUAGUAUAGCUUAAAUCCGGACUCCAAUUAAAUGUCCAUAUUGGACUAACCAGAAAUAUGUGAUGAUGCCUUGUAGUGCUCUUUUUGUGUGUUAAUACAAUGUAACUACUAUGUGCAAUGUAUAUAAAAAAACUAUUGUCUCCUUUUUAUUGUUUCACAAGUUUGAAGUACUACAUAUGUAUUUUGUUUCCUUGUUUUUAGCUUCACCACGUCUUUAUGAUUCAAAAUAUUUUUUAUGCUGGAAGUACAAGAUCUGCAUGAAAAGUCAUAGAGAUCUGUUUAUAUCUAAUGUGUUAACUGUAAACACAUGUACAUUAUUAUCUCAUUCUUUUCUCUAUCAACAGAAAGUUGGUAUAAGAGUAUUGUAGUUUAUAUAAAACCAAACUACAGCUCACUUUUCAAUUUGAAAUAAAAACCUACUUUUGUAUUAGUUUUGUUUCCACUUAAAAUGAAUGUUGAAAUUGUCAUGAAAAGUAUUUGAAAUAUAUAAUUAUUUGUUGUAAUGAACUUCCAAACUUUAAAAAGGGGAAAUAAAUGUUGAAAGGGUCACGAAGAAUUGUUGAAGAUAAGGCUUUUUUGUCAGUUAUAUUAGGACUGUGAUAAUGAAAUUUCAGACAUAAAAAUGGCCUACUUUUUAGUGGAGAAACUUGACACCUGUGGGUGUAAUGAAAGGCACAAAUUAAAAGCUGUCAUAUUUACACUGCCUUGUCGUUCUCCCACACUGUCUGUUUAAGUUGUCUAAAGACUCAAAACUAGCAUUUAAUGCUAUUGUCGAGAUUGAAAUAGUUGUCAACUUAGUGCAGUAACGGGUUAACUGUUAUUUAGAUUCAAUACUGCUUUUAGGUGACAGAUUCUAUAGAGACUAUUGUAUAUAAAAGUCAAUAGUUCAUCCUGAUGACCCUUAGUUAUCUAGUCUAUAGAAAAAACAUAACAUAUAAUUUUCAAAUCAAUUAAAUCUACAUGUUGUUUGUAAUUAUUUAUAUGUGCUUUCUUGAUACAUGAGUGAGUAUUUUUAAUAAAAUAUAUAUAUUUAA
Molecule: messenger RNA, 2584 nt
Organism: Ruditapes philippinarum (Manila clam)
Lineage: Eukaryota; Metazoa; Mollusca; Bivalvia; Venerida; Veneridae
Product: centrin-3-like
Exons: 6
Coding region: 119-622 (167 amino acids)
Biological process (GO): spindle pole body duplication
Cellular component (GO): microtubule organizing center
Molecular function (GO): microtubule binding; calcium ion binding
Source: RefSeq, a predicted model, not a curated record